Molecule: messenger RNA, 441 nt
Organism: Fusarium venenatum
Lineage: Eukaryota; Fungi; Ascomycota; Sordariomycetes; Hypocreales; Nectriaceae
Source: RefSeq, a predicted model, not a curated record
AUGAGAAGGAUAUAUAACCAGAAAAUCGUUCUCUUCACAUUAACCGCCAACAUGUCCGACUCCAAGGUCUUGCCCCGCAUGACCACUGGCGACAUGAACAUCAUGAUCGUAUGCUUCAGCGCUAUGAUCUUUGUCGUCUUCCUGGCUGGCGUGGUCUAUUGUACCUGGAAGCCUAGCCGUAACGGCGAUCCCGCUCCUGUCGACGCCGCCCCUGUCGCCAACCCUCAUGGCAACCUCGCUCACGACAACCUUGCCCGUCCUUUCGAUGGUAGCACUGCGACCCAUCACGUUAGGAUCUGGUCUGACGCCCCUCGUCGCGACAGCAACGCUGGGUGUCGUAUCCCUAUUUUCCAGCGACGUCGAGAGACCAGCCUUGAGCGGAACACUAUUCCCCUCCAGUCUGUCCCUGGUCGUGACCACCCUCGCAACGACGCCGACUAG